Messenger RNA from [Candida] anglica, 3365 nucleotides. Lineage: Eukaryota; Fungi; Ascomycota; Pichiomycetes; Serinales; Debaryomycetaceae. The record is from the annotation of a GenBank genome assembly.
AAACAAACCUAAACAUUACCCCUUAUUGUAAUACUAAUACACUAUUGAUCUUCACCUUUGAAGGAUUUUAUUUGCAAGAAUCGUGAUAGCCGUCUAUAGUGAGAGCUGAACCACGAUUAUAGAGGCAUCCAGGAUAUAUUUCAACCUUAUUAUCCUAAAAUUUUGGUUCUUAUCGAAAAAAACAAGACUCACACAAAUCAAUUUUGCCGACCUUAAGAACUUAAUUUCAUUUUGAUUCCUUGAUAUCUCCAUACAAGUGUCUUAAUUUGAUUAACAAGUCCUGUUCAGCUGAAGUAUCUAUACACCCGUAUACUUCCACGUUCAUCUACUGUCUCUAUUUGCGAAAUAGGUCAUUAGUUGCUGUGCUGUGGGGAAUUAAAAGAAUCUAUUCUUUUGAGUUUACCGCCACCACACUUUUACUCGGGGUUCUAACUAUAUAGUUUUUAUUCCUCCCUGCCUUUCAAGCCACCAUAUUUUACCCUCGUCAUUAUUAUACGUCCACGAGGAUGGAUUUAGAAAAGCCAGCCGCUGCCUACAACCCGGGCAAGCCUCCAGCACCUGUCAGUUCAUUGACCAGACUUCUCAAUGAACUGGGAUCAAGUGCUGCUCUGCCUGCUGUAUCCAAGGCGAACCUGCAAGUUUCACUUGUUCAAGGUUCUCAAGAAACUACUGCACUGGAUCCAAUAGAAUCUGAUAACAAUCCAAAGCAUGUGAAUGUUUCUUCUUCCACGUUACGGGUGAAUGCUGACCCUAUUGACGACAAUGCUGAUGUUGUUAGCAUUUCACCAGGAAAUGUACGUGCAGUCAAUCCAGUCAUUAAUGGGUUUGACGUGCCUUCGUUUUCAAGCUCUCCAAAGACUACCCCAACUAGCAAGCCUGUAUUUAAUAUGGCAUUCCAAAAGGAAUCUCCUCUGAGACCUCCUCGUUCCACAAGAAAUGGGUCUGUAUCACAUUCUUCCUUUGUUGGACAAGAAAGUUUAUCCUCAUCCAUUCCAUAUAGUGCACCUGGUGGAAGAGGUUCAAGCCAAUUAUCAAACUCUUUCGCUGCCCACAACGCCAAUAACACUUCCGGUUUUGCUUCUAAUGGGCCUAGUGGAAGUAAUGGUGCCACCCCAGUUGUUUCUGGAACCCCAUCAUUACCUUCAGAGUCCACCUCUUAUAUACCUAACCUUCCUAAUGGACAACCUAUUUCUUCCAUUCAUAUCCAAUCUCCUCAAGUUAAUUCAUCAUCCAUUGAUUCGAGAUUCGUUAUAUCGAAACAAAGAGUUGCCCAAGCACAAGCACAAGCACAAGCAAAUGCUUCAUAUGGUUCAGCACAAAGGAGUGGGUCUCAAUCCGGACUUUCAUUUUUCUUUUCAUCUUCAAAAAGUAAAGGUGGUAAGAAAAAUUCGUCUUCAACAGAUUUAGGCUCAUUCUAUAAUAACUCUUAUCAAGGAGAAUCGCAUAUUCCUCAAGGAAAUACAGUAGCAAGCUCGCCAUCAUCUAUUAGUUCUGCUGAAUCUGCCUACUCUGGACAAUUCCCUCCUCCUUCGAGACAUAAUUCAAUGGCAAACUUGAAGCGUUUUUUCAAGAAAACACCAACUCAAACCACUGGUAGUACGCCUGUUUCAAACCUUUCUAGUUCAUUGAGAUCUAAUACAGAACGAGAAAGAGGUAUACCAAUUAAUAGUGUUUCUGGAGGCAAUACUCCAGUUGUUAGUGGUUUCCAAGCAGGUUCCUAUGGACAAGGUUCUUUAACAGCCACAUCUUCAAAUGCAUCAUAUUCUCAGUCACCAAGUGUUGGUGGUGGAUUUUCUGUUGGAAGUACGUCAGUCAGUAGAAAUUCAUCUAUGUUGCAAAAUAAAAUGAAUUAUCAACAAGAUAGAAGAGGUUCUGUUUCAACUUUGAUUAGUAACCAACAACUCCCCUUUUCCAAGAGAUAUUCUAAAUUUGGUGAAAAUUUAGGAGCUGGAGCUGGUGGAGCAGUUAGAUUGGUUACCAGAUUUGCAGACAAACAAGUCUUCGCAGUAAAAGAAUUCAGAAAUAAAUAUCAAAAUGAAUCUAAGAGAGAUUAUGCUAAGAAGAUUACCGGUGAAUAUUGUAUUGGGUCUACUUUAAAACAUCCAAAUAUCAUUGAAACUGUUGAAAUCUGUUAUGAAAAUGAACGAAUUUUACAAGUUAUGGAAUAUUGUGAUUUUGAUUUGUUUGCAAUUGUUAUGUCCAACAAGAUGUCUCGUGAAGAAAUUAAUUGUUGCUUUAAACAAGUCAUGUCCGGUAUACAUUAUUUACAUUCAUUGGGAUUAGCUCACAGAGAUUUAAAACUUGAUAAUUGUGUGAUUGAUGGCAGAGGUAUUGUAAAGAUUAUUGAUUUUGGUUCAGCAGUUGUAUUUUCAUAUCCAUUUACCAAGACAUUAAUUGAAUCUCAUGGAAUUGUUGGUUCUGAUCCUUACUUGGCACCAGAAGUUUGUGUAUUUAACAAGUAUGAUCCAAGACCGGUUGAUGUUUGGUCUGCAGCAAUAAUUUAUUGUUGUAUGAUGUUGAAGAAGUUCCCAUGGAAGGUUCCAAAGUUGUCUGAUAAUAGUUUCAAACUUUUUUCCACUAGAAAGGAAGCCAUCCCACUCACAGAAAUGUUGAAGAGAACACCAGACAUGGUUCCUGAAAUGGGAGCCUUGAAGUUGGACGAUAUUUCUGAGCAAUUGGAAGGUUCAAAGGCCUCUGAAUCAGAAGAACAAGGAAAAGAACCAGAAUCUACUUCAACAGAAGCCGAAAAAACUGGAUCCGGUUCCUCUUCUAAUAUCGAAGGUAAGGCUCAUACAUCCACCGAGACCGGUGCCGGAAGACUCUUACUUGCGUUACCUGAAGAUUGUCGUCCUUUGAUUGGAAGAAUGGUUGAUUUGGCACCUGCUUGUCGUAUUUCAAUUGAAGAAUGUUUCAACGAUGAAUGGCUUCAAUCAAUCCACAUGUGUACCGUCGAAGAAAAGCUCUCACCGGAUGGAAGUCCUAUUUACGAAGCCGUUUCUGGUGGAGACCAUAUCCAUACCCAAGUUGACCUGUCAAAGGCCCACAUUGCUGCAUUUGAUAAGAAUAAGAAGAAAUAGUCUAUCGUGAUUACUUUAUUUCUUUUGUUUCCUUUUUAAUUUGCAUAAUAGACUCACCAGUGAUUAAUAACUGUUUAUGUUUGGUUUUAUAUCUUGUUUGAUAUUUUUAUUAUUAUUACCGACCCCCACUCCAUCCACACUUUCAUUUCCUUGUUAUAUCUCAUUUACAAUCGCUCAAUUUAAUAUUAGUUGACUUGUGUACUUUAUUUCAAAUAGCCAACUGGUUUAAUUCCAGCCUUUUUCAAAAUGCAAAAUAUACAGAUUUUUAUAUUUAUUACAAUGUAAGUU